UGAGCGCAUGCGUACUCAUUCGACACUAAAACCAUCCCAGCAGGCUGUGGGUGUGCCCGGUAUUUCCAAUAAUUCCAGUUAAAUCUUAUCUUUAAAAACUCCAGUCUAUCACGUUAAGCAGUUUUAAAUCAUGGCUAGUCAUCAAUACUACCCAUUUAAGUGUACACCAACUGUGUAUCCAGCGGAUCCUUUUGAUCCGGUUGCCGAUGCCGCAACAUUAAAAGCGGCAAUGAAAGGUAUGGGAACGAAUGAGCGUGCCAUUAUCGAUGUGUUAGCGCGUAGAGGAAUCGUUCAAAGAUUGGAAAUUGCCGAAACGUUUAAAACGUCGUAUGGAAAAGAUUUAGUUUCCGAACUAAAGGAUGAAUUGGGUGGAAAAUUCGAAGAUGUUAUGAUCGCCUUAAUGACCCCCUUGCCUCAAUUCUACGCCAAAGAACUCCACGAUGCCGUCGCUGGAAUGGGAACUGAUGAAGAAGCGAUUAUUGAAAUUUUAUGUACUUUGUCUAAUUAUGGUAUUAGAACUAUUGCCCAAUUUUACGAACAAAUGUAUGGAAAAUCUCUUGAACAUGAUUUAAAAGAUGAUACUUCUGGACAUUUCAAAAGAUUAUUGGUUUCUUUAGUUCAAGGAAAUCGUGAUGAAAAUCAAGGGGUUAAUGAAGCUCAAGCAACCGCCGACGCUGAAUUGCUUGUCGCAGCGGGUGAAGGAAAACUUGGCACCGACGAAUCUCAAUUUAACACUAUUUUGAUAACUAGAAGUUACCAACAACUCCGUCAAACUUUCGCUGAAUACGAAAGACUUUCUGGUAAAGAUAUCGAAGAUGCUAUUAAGAAGGAAUUUUCCGGAAGUGUUAAAAAAGGUUUACUGGGAAUCGUAAAAUGCGUGAAAAGCAAAGUGGGAUAUUUCGCGGAACGUCUUCAUGAUUCCAUGGCCGGUUUGGGAACCAAGGACAAGACUUUGAUUCGUAUUAUCGUGUCUAGAUCGGAAAUUGAUCUUGCUGAUAUCAAACAAGCUUUCUUGGAUAAAUUUGGAAAACCUUUGGAAGAUUGGAUUGCUGCUGAUGUUUCAAAAGAGAUUAAAUACACUUUGAUCACUUUGACCGCUUAUGGAUAAGAUGUUUGCUUACGUUUAUCAAUAUCACUGCUACAUGUGCGUCCGUGUUGUAAGAAAAUAAAACAUUUUAAAUAAAGAAAAAAUUAUAAAUAUGUAGAGCUAGUGGCCUUAAAAAUCUAUUUAUGAUAUAUUUAAGAUUGGAAAAAAUUAUAUAUUAUGUAUUUACACUACUAUAGCUUUUAAUAAACGUUGAGAAUUGUAAUCGUAUUGAAAAUUAAUUGUGUAAUGUUAAAAAAAAACGGGUGUUGGGCACGUCGUAGCAGUUUUUAAUAAACAGGAGAAUAAUUCUGUUUUAUUUCUUUUUAUUUCACACCGUUUAUUAUUGUUCUUAUUUUGUAAUCCGCUUUGGUGCUUGUAAAAAAUACGAAAAAAUAAACGAUUUGUUUUAAAUUUG
Onthophagus taurus is the source of this 1502-nucleotide messenger RNA. RefSeq names its product Annexin B9 (gene AnxB9). NCBI's taxonomy places the organism in Eukaryota, Metazoa, Arthropoda, Insecta, Coleoptera, Scarabaeidae. Gene Ontology annotation, biological process: endosome transport via multivesicular body sorting pathway. Gene Ontology annotation, cellular component: plasma membrane; cytoplasm; nucleus. Gene Ontology annotation, molecular function: calcium ion binding; calcium-dependent phospholipid binding; phosphatidylserine binding. The record is from RefSeq and is a predicted model, not a curated record.